Molecule: messenger RNA, 229 nt
Organism: Eruca vesicaria subsp. sativa (arugula)
Lineage: Eukaryota; Viridiplantae; Streptophyta; Magnoliopsida; Brassicales; Brassicaceae
Source: the annotation of a GenBank genome assembly
AUCAGUUCUGAUCUCGCGUGGCAGAAGCUUACGAUAUUGGGAAAAAAUGCAAGUUGGAGUGAACGCACAAAGCAAUAUAUUCGUUGUCGAAUUCAAACUGUUGAGAAUACAACAAAAAAAUUUCAUACAUGCAUCAAACAAAGUGAAAACAGAUGUCCAAGUGGCGCUUCAAAUGAUGAUAUUUUUCAACAAGCCAAAAUAAUGUUUAUGGAUGAUCCAAAAUACAAAG